This is a messenger RNA of Neltuma alba, 1408 nucleotides long. RefSeq lists its product as uncharacterized. The coding region runs from base 92 to 1282 and encodes 396 amino acids. Gene Ontology annotation, molecular function: nucleic acid binding; zinc ion binding. The record is from RefSeq and is a predicted model, not a curated record. Lineage: Eukaryota; Viridiplantae; Streptophyta; Magnoliopsida; Fabales; Fabaceae. The transcript is spliced from 2 exons.
UGCGGCGCAUGAAGGGGGUCUUUGUGUUCAAGCCCUAAUUCGUUGAUUACACCGUGUCGAAAGCCAGGAGAGCAGAUCGCAGUUAUCCACCAUGGGAGAUUCAAGGAAACUGGACGAUUCUACCGGUGGGAAUCUCAACUUCAACCAUCCGCUAUACCUCCAUCCUUCGGAUACACAAGGUGCAACCAUCAUCUCACAAAUUCUCAUCGGCGCCAAGAAUUAUAACGUCUGGAGUCGAGCCAUGAGAAUAGCCCUGCGGGGGAAACACAAAUUGGGUUUCGUUGAUGGAUCUUGCACGAAAGAGAUGCAAGAAGACAACCUGAAGGAUCAGUGGGAGCGCUGUAAUGCGGUGGUGUUAUCGUGGAUCCUGAAUUCGAUCUCAAAGGAGCUCGCGAACGGUGCUGUUUUCUUCCAAGAUGCUCGGUUAGUAUGGUUGGACCUACAAGAACGCUUCGACAAAGCAACAGGUUCGAGAAUUUUCUUCCUACACCGAGAGAUAUCUUCCCUUCGUCAGAAUUCCCUUUCCGUUUCCAGUUAUUUUACACGCCUGAAAGAACUCUGGGAGGAGCAAUCCUCUCUGGUCCCGAUUCCAUCUUGUAAAUGUGAGACGUCUAAGAUUUAUGGGGAAGUGAUUCAACAACAGAAACUUCUCCAGUUUUUGAUGGGUCUUACCGAAACCUAUAGUCAAGCAAGGAGCCAAAUCCUGUUGAUGAGUCCACUUCCCUCGGUGAACCAGGCGUACGCAAUGAUAUGUGAGGUUGAGGCUCAGAGAUCAAUCUCCAACUCAAAUAUCGAAAGCCCAACAGAAGGUAUUGCCAUGAUCGUGCAAGGCAGAGGAUAUGGCAGAGGAAGAGGAAGGGGAAGAGGAAAUUCAAAUUUGGAAUGCUCACAUUGCCAUAAAAAGGGGCAUGUGAAAGAUCAUUGUUACCAAAUUAUUGGUUAUCCACCGGAUUUUAAAGGAAAUAAAAGCAGAGCAACAAGAGCUGAUAGUGCCAAUCAAGUACAAGUGGAAAAAGAUUCCAGUGCUCAUUCGGCCAAUACAGUGACAACCUCACUCACGCCAGAGCAGUACGAGCGUCUUCUGGAGCUGCUAAGGAAAGAUGCAGACACUGCCAUACAUGCCUUGACUGGUACAGGUUUGGCAGAAUCAACUUCUUGCUUGAAUAUGAUAGUUAGAUGGGUGAUUGACUCUAGUGCAACUACCCACUUAGGCCUUCAGGAUGGGAAGAAGAAGGCGACUGGUAGUUUGUUUUGUGGUCUGUAUCUCUUGAAUUGUGAUUAGAAAUAUAAUGCGGUUAACACAGUUAGUAAUAGGAAUAAGUCAUGUAAUUCUACUGAUAUUUGGUUGAUACAUAGGAGACUAGGACAUGCUCCUUUAUCUGUAAUGAGGCAUUUGAAUGUUGUACAU